Molecule: messenger RNA, 1289 nt
Organism: Glycine soja
Lineage: Eukaryota; Viridiplantae; Streptophyta; Magnoliopsida; Fabales; Fabaceae
Product: serine/threonine/tyrosine-protein kinase HT1-like
Exons: 6
Coding region: 14-1249 (411 amino acids)
Biological process (GO): protein phosphorylation
Molecular function (GO): ATP binding; protein kinase activity
Source: RefSeq, a predicted model, not a curated record
UGCAGCUCCACUAAUGGAGCAAGAAAAUCAAUUCUUCUCACUCUCAGACCCUAAUCUCAUCCUUCGUCUCUCACUAUCAAUGGGUGGCUCCAUAGAGAACACUAGAUUUGGGGCAAGUGAUGAUGAUGCUACUAAAGUAGAGGAUGAUUUUGUCUUUGAUAUAGAUCCUAGCUUGCUAGUGGAUUCCCGCAAACUUUUAAUUGGCGAACUGAUUACAGAACAUUCACAUUCCAUUGUCUACCAUGGAUGGUAUGAAUUCAAUCCUGUAUCUAUAAAGCUUAUGCUUCCAAUGCAAACAUCACAUGCUACUUCUCAAUGUAAAGCAAAGUUUCAACGGGAGGUGAACUUGAUAUCUAGGGUUAAACAUAAAAAUAUUAUAAAGUUUAUUGGUGUCUCUGUGGAACCAUCGAUGAUGAUAAUUACAGAACUUUUGGAAGGUUGUUCACUUCAAAAAUAUCUAGAGAGCAUUUAUCCAAGUACUCUAAGUUUAGAGCAAUCAAUAAGUUUUGCUAUGAAUAUUUCUCAAGUUAUGGAGUAUUUGCAUGAAAAUGGCAUUAUUCAUCGGGAUCUAAAGCCUGGUAAUUUGUUUCUUCCUAAAGACAACAUGCAAGUUCUACUUACAAAUUUUGAGACAGCUAGAGAGGUGAUAUCUAGUGAAAUGACUUCUGAGGUUGGUACAUAUCGAUAUAUGGCUCCUGAGUUAUUCAGUAAAGAUCCACUUUCAAAAGGAGCAAAGAAAUGUUAUGACCAUAAGGCAGAUGUUUAUAGCUUUUCUAUGGUUCUAUGGGCGUUAAUAAAAAAUCAAACUCCAUUUAAAGGAAGGAGUAACUUGUUAGCAGCAUAUGCUACUGCAAAAAACAUGAGACCUAGUGUGGAGGAGUUUCCAGAAAAUCUUCUCCCUUUAUUGCAAUCAUGUUGGGAAGAAGACCCAAAGCUACGACCUGAAUUCUCAGAGAUAACUCAAACCCUUGCAAAACUUCUCCACAAUUAUCACUCAAUAAGGAUAACGCCUAAGGAAGAAAAUUGUCCAACUACAAGUGUGUCAAAACCUAUCAUCGAUUGUGUUGAAGACAACUCCAAACAUGUAGAUGAGGUCGAGAGUCAGAAUAUCAAUGUUUGCACAAAGGGACAAUCUCAGAGCAUAAUACAAAUCCCUAGUCCAAUCUUAGCCCAAAACAAGCCUAAAAAGAUUUUUAGGAAGUGCAAGUGUUUAUGGUUAUGUUUGCGCAAAUGCUUUGACAUUUGUUGACGUGCCUACAUCAAGCAAGGUGUUUGGUAGAUUGCUUAUA